CAUAUUCGUGUUUCUUUUUUGUAUGUCAGAUUCGUCUUUCUUUAAAUUUGAUAAUAGAAAAAACGAUUUCAGAUACCCCAACCUUUAACCAUUUUCACGAAUCUAUCCUCACCUUUAAAACUUAUCAAUUUGGUCCACCAUGUUUGCGUGUUGUAUCAUGUCUAUCCAGCCGUGUUUUGGCGUGUGCCACUGUGCCACUAAUGACAUAGCGUCCACACACGGCCCCACAUGUUUUUCUACGCGGCUGAGCACAAUGAAGGAAUGCAAAACUCACCAUUUCGUCCCAUGAUUUCCUCAAUUCUAAUUUCUAAGGUUUCCAAUUAGAAUACAACUAAUAACUUCCAUAACUCAUUCUAUUCCUCUCAUUUCGCUCUGUUAUCUUUGUCCCUUCUGUCGUCCAUUAUUGUUGAAGCUUGUACUGUGGUCCCCUGCAAGAUAGCUCCUUCCAGGAAAUGACAAUGAAGGUAUGCAUUUAUUAAUACAUUGAAUGGGUAAAGCAAUGCAAGUGGGGAAUCUUAUUCUCGUGGGUAUAACAUUGUAGGGAAUAUACAUUUGUUAUUACUACAACCUUCGAGCACUUUCUGAACAUAAUGCAAUUACUACAAAUGCCAUUUCGUAUAUGCAUUUGUUAAGUGGCUGUAAUAACAAAAUGCAUUUGCUACAAAGUGCCCCAAUGACUACAAAGUGUCCUAAUUCCAAAUGCAUUUGUUAUUGCAUUUGCAUUUGUUAUUACUACAGGCAUUUGCAUUUGUUAUUACUACAAAGUUGCAUUUUUAUUGCCUCAUUACUAAUUUAAUUGCUGUGUGUAUAUUUAUGCAGUAUUCCUAUUGAAUUUCAUCAUGGUGGGGCAUUAAUUAGUAAUCCUGUAGUCAAGUAUGUUGGUGGGUGCAGUGUAAGUCUUAGUGGCAUUUCUAGUUUCAAUAUGGAUGAUAUUGAGGAGAUAGUGAAAACAUUGGGAUUACACAUUUCUUAAGUGUUGCCUAUGAACCCCCUUAGGAGAUGGAAUCCUAUAGGGAAGGAUCUAGGCUUAGUUUUUGUUGAGACUGAGGAAGAGUGCAAAAAGAUGUUUGUAGAAGGUUUAGAUUAUGGGUUUUUAAAAGUUUAUGCUGAAGUUGUAAUAAUGACUCCAAACUGUGGGCAAAUUAUAACUGAAAAUGAUAAUCAACCUCAUAAUGAUAAUGCAGAUGAACCAUUGAUUGUAGUUGCAUUUGAAAAUGCAAAUCAAAAUGAAACUGAACCUGAAAGUGUUGUAAAUAAAGGGAAAAAUGAAGUAGAGCCUGAAUGUGUGAACAAUGUUGAUGACUAUGCUGGAUCUAGUGAGGAUGAAGAUUAUACCCCUGAAAAUGAUGAAUGUGGUGAUGAGGAUAGCCUAUCUUCUGAUGUUUCUGACUCAGAUAUGGAUGAGGAAUAUGUUACUGCAAAACAGAAUCUGAAGGACUUUAGCAAGACUGUAGUUGACAAUGGAUUUGGGUUAGGAUUGGAUAGGGACCAAGGGAGAGAUGACACUGGGUUUGUGGGGGCUAGUAGCAAUACUAAAGUGGAUGACAAUGUGAGUGAUAGUAGUGAGUACCAUUCUGAGUACCCUGACAGUGAUGCUGAGGUUGAUACUCCUGUUUCAAGUGAUGAGGAUGAUUGUGGUUUUAGGAAAGAAAAGAGGGAGAAAAAAAUAAUUUACAAUCCUUAGUGUAAUCAUCAAGAUUUAAAGUUUGUGGCAAGAAUGAAAUUCACAAAUGCAGAACAAUUUAGAGGAGCAGUACAGAAUUAUGUUAUUGCAAAUGGGUAUAUGAUGUGUUGUAGAAAAGGACUUGAGAUGAUAGGUUGGAAGCACAAUGUAAAGGAAACUGGAGUUGGAGAGUGUAUGCUUUAAAGGUUCCAAAUGAGAGGACAUUCAUGGUUAGGACUGUUAGACCUAACAUAACUGUGCUAAGGUGCAAAGAAAUAAUAUGGCAACUACAAAGUGGCUGGCUGAAGAGCUUUUAAAUGAAUUUAGAAAGAAACCAAAUUAUUCUGUAGGUGAAAUGGAAUCUGAUUUGAUGACAAAAUAUGCACUGAAAAGUCUCGAAAUGCUCAUGUUAUAGGGCAAAAAAGCUGGCUUUAGUGAAGCUUAGAGGAUCAAUAGAGGCUCAUUAUGCCAAGUUGAGAUCCUAUGUGCAUGAAUUGAAGAGAGUUGAUAGAGAAGGAUGUUUUGAUCUAGAAUGCAAUAUGGAAGGGGAUAAUUCUGUUUUUUAAGGAUUAUACAUAUGUUUUAGUGGAUUAAGGAAGGGUUUUAUGCAAGGAUGUAGACCUGUCAUAUCCCUACAUGGUGCAUUUCUGAAGAAUAUACUUGGGGGUGCAAUUUUAAGUGCAAUUGGUCGUGAUGGUAACAACCAAAUGUAUCUCAUUGCUUGGGCAGUGGUGUUGGCUGAGAACGAAGACACUUGGAGAUGGUUCAUAAGCAGAUUUUUCAAUAACUUGUCCAUUAACACAUGCAUAGGAUGGACCUUCAUAAGUGACCAAUAAAAAGUUUGUUUAUUGCCUAUUUUUUCUUAUACUUGAAUCAGUUACUAGUUAAAUUACUUACAUGCAAUUUGUUUUAUUGAUGUGUAUAGGGCCUUAUUAAAGAUUUACAAGAGUUUGUCCCACAUGCUGAAAUAAGAAAUUGUUCAAGACACAUUUAUGCAAAUUGGAAGAAACUGCAUAAUGGAAUUGAACUGAAACAACUAUUUUGGAAAAUUGUAUACAGUAUAUAUGAAGCACAAUUUGUGGCUAACUUGAAGGAACUUAGAGAAGUUGAUCAUGAGGCAGAAGAUGGAUUUGUUUCUAGGAAUCCAAGACUCUUCUGUAAAGCAUACAUAUCCACUCUCCCUAAGUGUGACAAUGUUGACAACAACACUGCUGAGACUUUUAAUGGAUGGAUAUGCAAAGCAAGGUUGCUGCAUAUUAUUGACAUGUUGGAAGAGAUUAGGGGUGCUUUGAUGAAAAUGAUUAAAAUGAAGUUUGACAUGAUGAAAAACAGUUUGGAUGAAUUGUGCCCAAGGAUUAGAAAGAAGACUGAGAAGUUAAAGUGGGAAACUAGAUUCUAUAUACGAAAGCCAGCUUUGAAUGACAAAUUUCAGGUUAAAAUGUUUGAUGAUCAGUUUGUGGUGUCUCUGCCAGACAAGAGUUGCACAUGCAGAGCUUGGCAACUGACUGGAAUUCCUUGCAUUCAUGCAAUUUUUAGUAUUCAUUAGUUGAGGCAGAAUGUGGAUGACUAUGUUGAUGAAUGUUACAAGAAGGACAUGUACUUACAAGCUUAUCAAUAUGCCCUUGAACCUUUAAAUGGCAAGAAGAUAUGGCAUGAGAUCAUUGAGGCACCAGUGCAUCCACCACCAUUCAAAAUGAUGCCAAGAAGACCUAAGGUGAACAUAAAGAAAGCUGUUGAUGAAAAAGAAAGGGAUCCAAACAAAUUAAGUAGAAAUGGAAUCAGGAUGCAGUGUAGAAUUUGCUAUGCAUAUGGACACAAUAAAAGAGGGUGCCCAAGAAAGGAUAAUCCACCUUCAUUUAAAGAUAUUCUGGAAAAUCAGAGAAGUAGAAGGAGAACUAGAUGUCCACCAGCUCCUAAAAGUAAUGUUACCAAUAUUGAUGUACCAAAUCAGACCACAGUUGGAAAUGUAGAAGCUGCUCCUUCACAAUCCAAACCACCAUAUGAUAAGAGAACAGUUGCCAAAGAAAGAAUUUGGGCUAAAAAAGGAUAUGGCCUGCACAUAUCCACAGAGACUGGUAAUAUGUAUUUAAGAAUGCUAAGGGAAAGGAAUGUGAGGACUGUUAGUGGUUAUACAGAAACAGCAACAGCAGCAAGGCAAUCCAGAAAGAGGUCUGACACCCAAAGAUAAAGAGGUCUAACACCCAAAGAUCAACUACAGCUAUAAAGGAACAAAGAUCAGCUAAUCACGAACAAAGUGUGAAAGUUUGUAGCCAAACUUCAACAGCUACAAAGGCAAAAGAGAAUGUGACUGUGUUCGAUAGGUUGUCUCAAAAAAGCGCAGCAACUAAUAUAUCAGUUAGUUCGAAAGGCAAAGAGAAGGUGGUAGCUACAAAAACAAAGACUAGUAAGAAUGCAGAUUUGGUGAUUUAAGAAGGGCAACAUGUUUUGCCAAAGCCAAUGCAGAAGUUUAAGAAGUUGCCUUAGAGAAAUUGUAGUACUGUGUUUUGUUAAUGCUUAUAAAGUUGCAUGAAACAAAUCUGUCAUUUGGAUCAUAUCAAUUAGUUUGCCUUAAUAUUAGUUGUUUAGUUGUUUUAUGUGUUUAUCUUUUCGAAGACAUA
Molecule: messenger RNA, 4281 nt
Organism: Ricinus communis (castor bean)
Lineage: Eukaryota; Viridiplantae; Streptophyta; Magnoliopsida; Malpighiales; Euphorbiaceae
Exons: 4
Coding region: 3258-3851 (197 amino acids)
Molecular function (GO): zinc ion binding; nucleic acid binding
Source: RefSeq, a predicted model, not a curated record